AUGACUUCCUCGCGAGAGGAGCGGCUACAAAUGCGACAGCGCGGAGCUGGCACGCGCGAAAUUAAGGCAGUUGACUUCGGAUUCUCAUUCGGAGGACCAGCGCUGGGCCCAUCAGAGCCUGCGCCACUGUCCAUUGUGCCAGAACCAGCUGCGCCGACUACCUCAACACCGCCGACGCUGAAAGUUUCACAACAAUCCGAGUCGCAAAGGGAAGAGAAGAACGGGCGCACCCCAGGAAGCGCACGUAAUUCCCUCCCACAGCGUCCCUCGACAUACGACAUACCUUCGGACGAUGUACCUGCACAGCCGCGAAGCAUUAAAAGGAGAAAACCCAAUCCUCCUAAUACCACAUUCGACACCCCUUCUCGUCAAAAUGCCCCACAACCUCAGAAUGGCGACUCCGUGCUGAAUGGAAAUGGCGAGACGGGUCAUACAGAAGUACCAUCAACUCACGCAUCCGAAGCUCCUGUCGCAGACCCGCCUCAACCGAUGGUCGUUGAUAUCCCGCCUGAGUCUCAACCAUUACCCCUUCCAGAAUCCACUAUCACCGAUCCAAGACCGACAGACAAGCCCCCGGAAGCUACUGGCGGAGAGAUAACGACUUCUACUACAUCUAAAGAGCAACCACCCCGCAGACCAGGAGCUUCGUCCGAUCGCGCCCGGUCGUCCAAACUACGUGAAACCCAAUCAGUUGCCGAACAAAAUCAACCUAGGCCAUCGAGCACGGGGCAGCGAAAGAGUGUAUCCCCUCGACCCAGCAAUCCGGCGCAGGUGAAUCAAGAAGAGCAGGCGAAGCGACCCACGCGAAAGUCUACAUCUCCAAUUUUUGAGGAGACAGAAAUCGCAAAAACGAUAACCGAGGCUUCUUCGAAACCAAAGCGCCCGCGCGGGAGGCCAUCCCUUACCAGAAAGACGACAGAAGUUGAAGACCGCCCACAGAACCAAGCUGAGCCUACGAAGCCCACCAAGCGUCCAAGAGGGAGGCCCUCGCUCGCCAAAAAGACAGUCGAGGUCGCAGGAGCUGAAAAUAUACCACCAGAUGAGGCUACAAAGACCACGACUGGAGCGCCGUCGAAACCCAAGCGUCCUCGUGGGAGACCGUCCGUGGCAAAAACAGCUGCCGAAACAACAGAUGUUGAAGAUCAGCCAAGUAGUCCAAUUGAGCCCAUACAGGCCACGGGUGAAUCUUCAAGCACAGCCACGCAUCGGGGCCAUAAGAAGGCAAAGACACGACCUGAACCGCUUCCUGCGGAAGUGGAAGAGCCUCAAGCACAAGAACAGGAGUCGCCAAAGGCUCGCCGUGGCCGACCUGCAAAGAAAGCUAAGCCUACUGCAGCGCCAGAGACAGAGGCAGGGGGGGAAGAAGUUGAAGUUGAAGUGCAGGAAGCGGAACCUGCACCAUCCAAACCUCGUCGUGGCCGACCCGGGAAGAAAACCAAACGUCCAACAGAAGCGGAGGAGCAGGAGCAAGGAGUGCAAUCAGAAGAGGAGGCCCUGCAAGAGACACGCCGGAAAACAAGAGAGCGAGAGCCUCGAGGAGAAACCGUUCCUGUUACAGUUCAUCGUCUUACCAAUGCUUCUGCAUUGGGCUCGAUGUACGCAGAUGAGUCUGGCGGCCGAGAAGAGGAGUCGGCGGACGAGCUUUCGUCUCGUCAAAAGACCAAGCUGCCCAGCCGUGGUGGUGUCAACCCCGCCGACGUCCUGAGCCAGAUUUGUCGCGAGACCCUGGAGAAGACGCUCGCAACGCUCAAAAACGGCAUCGCAAACGAGUCGAAUCCCACACGGCGUGCAGAAUGGACGCGCAAGCGAAAGGCCGUCGAGUCAUUCGGCUCCGAACUGGAUGGCCGGCUUCUUGACCUGAGCGAGAUGCUCGACAGCAACUUUGUGCUGGGCGUGCAGCUCAAAAACUCAAAGCGAGAGAUGAUGGAUCUGCGAAGCCAUCUAUACAAGGUACGGCGGGAACGCGAGAGUAUAGCUCUGCAUAUGGAUGCGGUGCGCGCGAAGCACAUGGAAGAGGAGAAUGAGAAGACAGGACGCGCCACCAUCAACAAUUCCCUCCACAGCCUCGAGCUUGCGCUUGAUCGCAGCCAGCAUCGUCCUUCUACAGAGCCCUCUUCUGCCGACGUCGAGUUUAUGCUUCGCACCGUCGCCGACGUGAGUAGUCGGACUCCUGGAGCACAGGGAGGCCUGUUGAAUCGAAUCCGCGCCUUCAAUGCACAGCUGGAAAGUACGGCGCAACGCCUAGAAAGAAAGUAA
Penicillium cinerascens is the source of this 2256-nucleotide messenger RNA. RefSeq lists its product as uncharacterized. The coding region runs from base 1 to 2256 and encodes 751 amino acids. NCBI's taxonomy places the organism in Eukaryota, Fungi, Ascomycota, Eurotiomycetes, Eurotiales, Aspergillaceae. Gene Ontology annotation, molecular function: DNA binding. The transcript is spliced from 5 exons. The record is from RefSeq and is a predicted model, not a curated record.